Molecule: messenger RNA, 441 nt
Organism: Saccharomyces eubayanus
Lineage: Eukaryota; Fungi; Ascomycota; Saccharomycetes; Saccharomycetales; Saccharomycetaceae
Gene: SRP14
Product: RNA-binding signal recognition particle subunit SRP14
Exons: 1
Coding region: 1-441 (146 amino acids)
Biological process (GO): SRP-dependent cotranslational protein targeting to membrane
Cellular component (GO): signal recognition particle, endoplasmic reticulum targeting
Molecular function (GO): endoplasmic reticulum signal sequence receptor activity; 7S RNA binding
Source: RefSeq, a predicted model, not a curated record
AUGACUAAUACCGGUUGUUUAUCCCCAAACGAUUUUUUAUCAAAAGUUCCGGAAUUUUUUAAGACUGCAAAUGAAAAACAUAUAACUGUACGUUUAACAGCCAAAAGACUCAUAGAGCACGAUCCGGUAGAAGGGAAUCUUGAAUUUGAUGCUACCAACAAUCCUGAAUAUGAUGUUUCCAGAAAAGCGCCCGAGAUUUCCGUCAAUUCAAGCUCUGACAAGGAAUACCCAUUGCUAAUCAGAAUGUCCUAUGGCUCACAUGGCAAGAAGGCUAAAUGCUCUACAAUGGUAAAAGCUAAUGAACUAGAUCAAUUUUGGCAAGAAUACUCAUCUGUGUUUAAGGGAGGUAUGCAAGAUUUGAUUAAGAAGAAGAAAAAGAAGAGCAAGGGCAGUGCCAGURGUAAAAAUUCUAAAAGAAGCAAGGUAGGAAAGAAAAAUUGA